Molecule: messenger RNA, 2748 nt
Organism: Cucumis melo (muskmelon)
Lineage: Eukaryota; Viridiplantae; Streptophyta; Magnoliopsida; Cucurbitales; Cucurbitaceae
Product: nudix hydrolase 3-like
Exons: 22
Coding region: 108-2510 (800 amino acids)
Cellular component (GO): cytoplasm
Molecular function (GO): dipeptidyl-peptidase activity
Source: RefSeq, a predicted model, not a curated record
GUAUAUAUAAGUUUGUGAAGAGAGAGGGUUGGUUAUCCAAUUAUCAUUGAUAAAUAAGAGUUGGGAGAGUUAUAGCGUCCAUAUAAUUAUUAUUAGAGAGUUCAUCAAUGGCGGAGCCUCAUGGAGACAAGACUCGAAUUUCCAAAUACAGCAAAUUGAGGUGCUGCAACAUCGACUUCCCAAGGUACCACAAUCGACUCGGUAUUUCCAAGAUGAAGGUCUCCCGAAUGGGAGUUGAGGACUACAAUCGGGCUGUUCAUGUGUGGAUUUUUGCUGAGAGUACACAAGAAUUACUUCUUCAACUACGUAGUGCCGGCAACUGCCAGGAAUCGUGGCCUGGGUUAUGGAAUGUAUCUACUGCCGGUCAAAUAGCUGCUGGGGAUUCAUCACUUGUGACUGCUAGGAGGAAGCUUCAAAAAGAGCUUGGAGUUAUUCUUCCAAAGGAUGCAUUUGAAAUGAUAUUCGAUUCUCUUCGUGAGACGUUAGCGAAUAAUUCCAAUGUCCGCAUCACAAAUGGUGAAAAAAUUACGGAUGUGUAUUUGGUAACAACAUUGGAUCCAAUCCCUUUGGAGGCUUUUACGCUUCAGGAAUCAGAAGUUUCUGCUGUUAAAUAUAUCCAUUAUUUGAAGUAUAAAAGCUUACUUGGAAGUCAAAACUCUGAGUAUGUCCCAUAUGAUGUCGACGGGCAAUAUGGUCAACUUUUUGACAUAAUUACACAAAGGUACAAAGUGGACAAUGUGGCACGGAGUUUGACUUUAAAAAAGCAACUACAACGUUAUGCUUCUGUUCCACUCAAUGUUGAGUUGGCAGGGCUUACAGAUGCAAAUAAAGAGGUUCUAGCUUUGGUUAUCAAAGCUGCGGCAUUGAUAGAUAAAAUAUUUCACCUGCAGGUUUGGUACAGUAAUCCAUAUUUAAGAGAUUGGUUGGAGAAUAGUGCUGCUCUAUCAGAGUUAGACGAAUUGAAGUGGGCCUAUUAUAGGAUUAAUAAGACUCCAUGGUCUUCCCUCGAUGAAAAUGAGGCAUAUCUGACUACUGCAGAUUCGGCAAUAAUUUUGGUUCCUGAAGCCACUAGGCAAGUUAGGGGGUGGAAAGGCCUGGAAUAUAAAGCUGCAUUUCCAUCAAAGAUACCUCCUGGUGCAAACUUCUACCCGCCUGACAUGGACAAGAUGGAAUUCGAAUUAUGGAAGGACAGUCUGACAAAGGAUCAGCAAAGCUUUGUUACAGGAUUCUUCAGUGUCAUCAAAAGACGCAGUGAAUAUAAUUUAGAUUUGUCUAUUUGCAAUGGCGGUCUCGAUAGCACAAAUCACAUGGAGGGUUCUACUUUUGAUUUGUAUGGCAUACCUUUUUCCCAAGAAUAUAGUUCUUUCCUAUCAAAAGCUGCUGAGUUAUUGCAUAAAGCAGGGGAUAUAACUAGCUCUCCCAGUUUGAAGAGGUUAUUGCAAACCAAGGCCAGUGCCUUCCUCUCAAAUGAUUACUAUGAAUCAGAUAUAGCAUGGAUGGAAUUGGACUCAGAGUUGGAUAUUACCAUUGGUCCGUAUGAGACUUAUGAAGAUUCAAUUUUUGGGUAUAAGGCUACAUUUGAAGCUUUCGUUGCAAUUCGGGAUGAUAAAGGAACUGCUCAAGUAAAAUUGUUUGGGGAUAAUUUGCAGGUCUUGGAACAAAAUCUCCCUAUGGACGAUGCAUACAAAUCAAAAAAUGUUAGUGCCGCUCCAAUCCGUGUUGUUCAGCUUGUCUAUAAUGCUGGGGAUGUUAAGGGUCCUCAGGUUGUUGCUUUCAACUUGCCCAAUGACGAGCGAAUUGUGAAAGACCGAGGAACAUCAAUGGUUAUGCUUAAGAAUAUUUCAGAGGCCAAGUUCAAGCAUACUCUUCAGCCUAUUGCUGAUGCUUGUAUUACGAAUGAGCAACGUGGGUUUGUGGAUUUUGAUUCUUAUUUUACUCAUGUAAUUUGCCAUGAGUGUUGCCAUGGCAUUGGACCUCAUACCAUAACACUACCGGAUGGUAAAGAAACUACCGUGAGAUUGGAACUGCAAGAACUCCACUCGGCUAUGGAGGAGGCAAAAGCUGACACUGUAGGCCUUUGGGCACUGAGGUUCCUUACCCUCCAGGGCUUGCUACCAGGAAUGUCAUUGAAGUCCGUAUAUACUACUAUCCUAGCAGGAUGUUUCCGGUCAGUACGUUUCGGCUUAUCAGAGGCUCAUGGAAAGGGACAGGCGUUGCUGUUCAAUUGGCUAUAUGAGAAAGAAGCCUUCAUUUUCAAUUCAGAUGAAACUUUUUCUGUUGAUUUUGACAAGGUGGGAGAUGCAGUUGAAAGCCUGAGUAGGGAAAUACUAACCAUACAGGCAAAAGGUGACAAGGAGUCAGCAAAUUUGCUUCUUCAGAAAUACGGUGUUAUAUCAGAACCAUUGAAAGUAGCAUUGCAAAAUUUAGAACGAAUCCAGGUACCCGUGGAUAUAGCUCCUGAGUUUCCGAUUGCCGAAGAAGUAUUGGGAAAGAAGCGGCCUUUUUGCUGAAGGACUACCGGAGGCAACUUGGAAUAAGAUAACUAUGGUGGUGUGUGAUAAUAUUUUGCAUGUACCUCCCAUCUUUGGGGAGUAGUUAUUCUGUUAAUAAAAUGCAUUAAUAUUUCCAUUGUCCAUCAGGUAGCAAUUGGGGUAUUAUUGCUUGGUGUGCAAUAAUAAAUUGGAUGUAUCUCCCAUCUUUGAGGAGCAACUAUAUUUUCAAAUAAAAUGCAUUGAUGUUUCCAUUGCC